Tupaia belangeri chinensis (Chinese tree shrew) is the source of this 488-nucleotide messenger RNA. Its product is annotated as zinc finger protein 480. Lineage: Eukaryota; Metazoa; Chordata; Mammalia; Scandentia; Tupaiidae. Gene Ontology annotation, biological process: regulation of DNA-templated transcription. The record is from RefSeq and is a predicted model, not a curated record. The transcript is spliced from 5 exons. Bases 3 to 488 code for a protein of 161 amino acids.
AAAUGAAGCCCAGGAAGAGGAGCAAGAGGAGGACUGCAGAGGACUCAGGCGUGGCUCCUCCUCAGGAACAGGUGACAUUCAAGGACGUGGCCAUAGAAUUCUCUAAGACGGAGUGGAAACGCCUGGACCCUGCUCAGAGGGCUUUGUACAGGGAGGUGAUGUUGGAGAACUACAGGAACCUGGUGUCCGUGGCAGGAACCUCUCCUCCCGAUGUGACCGUUAUCUCCAUGCUGGAACAAGGGGAGGAGCCCUGGACUGCAGAGAGCCGUGUGCAGCGACCAGAGGUACCCGGUGGACGGGAGUGGACCCAAGGGCUGGUCACAGCAGAUGCUCCUUUCUCUGGAAGAUCAGCAUGCAGGCCCCAGUGUCAUGAUGGCUGGACCUACACAGUCAUCUCUGGAGACAGAGUGGUCUGCCUGUCCACGUCUGGCAGCAGGGUUCAGUCUUCUGAGAUUAUUACUCAGCAGCGCUACAAAGGUGGUCAGUAG